Molecule: messenger RNA, 462 nt
Organism: Prunus mume (Japanese apricot)
Lineage: Eukaryota; Viridiplantae; Streptophyta; Magnoliopsida; Rosales; Rosaceae
Source: RefSeq, a predicted model, not a curated record
AUGUCCUCGUCAAAGAGUAGGGUUUUCAGAUUGCGGUGUUCGAAUGACGAAAUAAUUGAAGUAAAUGAGGCUGCGGCGGUACUUUGUGAAACCAUCAAGAACAUGGUGGAGGAAGGCUGUGAGGGCGACGAGAUUUCAGUACCAAACGUGACUGCCGAAAUCCUAGGCAAGGUGAUGGAGUGGUGCAAAAAGCAUGCAAAGGGUAAAGAGACUAAAGAGGAACUCGAAGAGUGGGACGCUGAGUUUCUUAAUGUUGAUCAAGCAGUUUUGUACCAUAUCUUGAUUGCCGCGGACUAUCUAUACAACAAGGAAUUGGUGGCUCAAGUGACUCAAAAGGUUGCAGAUAUGAUCAAGGGAAAGAAAAGUGACGAGAUUCGCGAAGUGUUUAAGCUCAAGAAUGAUAUGCCACCAGAGCUCGUAAAAGAAAUAAUCGAUGGCAACCCUUCGGUAGAUUUCAUGUAA